UUUACCGGGCAGAAUAAACACAUACUAGGGUUGACAACUCUUUUUCAUGAAUAAUGCACAUACUUAUGAUAUAGCUGACAGGGCAUGCAUAAACUAUAGUAAACAUUCCAUCCGUUACUUGGCUUCUAAAACAAACACCAGAAAAUGCAAAGCAUCUAUUCUGUUGAACAACAUUCUUUUAGCCACAGCAAGUAAAUGUCAUUCAAAUUUUCAAGAAUGGAUAAUUAAUUAAAAGCAGCUUCUUCCAUUUUCUCUCCUAGUUCGUUAAGUCCAUACAUACUGCCGACCAAGUCCAUCCCUACAAUAGAACAGCAUCCAUUGAAGCGAGUGGCGUACACAAAAACAUAGAGUAACAUAAACACCAAAAGCAUUCAUUAUUCACGCGUCUAUCAGCGUUAUGCCUCCUCGUUCUCGUUGCGUCAUCUCCCUUCAUCACUCAACCAACAUCAUCAUCGGUCUCUGUGGAACUCAACUGCGUGAAGCAGUGCGACUUUGACUCUUCGCAUAAGCAUUUCCCGAGAGCCUGGCAUUCUUCUAUAUGAAGCACUGACAGCACGCCUGCAUCAGUUAUCAACGAUAUACCUAACGCUGAACAAGAUCCGUCCUCUGCGUUUCCUUUCAUCAACCUAUUGAAUCGUGAAACGAGGAACAAUGAGGCGAACAGAGAGCGGGAAUAAAAUUAUGACACAUUGAGCGAAGAAGUGAUGUGACAGACAGAGCGACAGACAGACAGGCAGGCGGAAGGGAACGUCCAGUGUGGCGCGACGAUGGGCGAGAGGGAAAAAGCAAGAACGAAAGCGAUCAAAACAAACAGCAGGAUUACAACGCGUUUAGUGAGCGGUGUGCGGCACCCACGCAUUCCUCAAGUGCAAUCCAAUCGCUCUCGCGAAGCAGAGAUAACGUUUUGAAGACGAGAGAAAGAUGCGGAGAGAAACCAUCGGCAGAGAGCAGCGAAAGUAAACAAGCAGAAAACUGAGCAACUUGGGAGAGAUUGAGCAACUCGGAAUUCCUUCAAACGAUGUUGCACAACAUACCGCGACAUUUUACGUGCAAACCGAAGCUGUUCGUUGCAUCGUUGCACCAACAAAGGGAGAAAUCGGAAUUGGAUCGGAACGGAGAUGAACGCCGAGCGCUCAUCAGUACUAUCAUCGCUUCGGGAAGGACAGGACGCGAAUCUUUCGUGUUCCCUCGCGUUGUGCGGUGUUUGAUUGGAUUGCGUGUAAAGCAAGUGGACUUUUUCGCUACCGUGAAUCUCAAUUUAUUUUUCCUGUGGAGCUGCUAACAAAAGAGUAUCAGAUUUUUUGGUCCUGCUGCCAGCCGAAACAGGUGAAAGCUAUCGCCAGAGGACCAUCAAUCAAUCAAGCCUGGGACUGGACAGCGAUUCGGUGGAACGUAUAGUUGAACCAGUUGGAUUGGAGAGUACGGUGCUAGUGUGUUUCAUUCGUCAAGGGGUGGAAUGGGGGCUCACUAAGGAUUGCGUAGCGCUCUUCGUAAGGCACCCCCAAUCGCGCCAAGCAGACUGGUAUUAAUUCGAGGGGGAAUAUGAACUUGCUUCAGUCAGGAUAAAACGAAUCAUAUCGCUUUCGCAGUUAGUGAUACAUAUUGUAUGAGAUGAUGUAAAAAACUGCUCGUUACGAGGUCGGCAAUUCGGCUGUCAUCUGGUUUCAAUCCUGGAACCCCCGAAAAAAGUCGUCCUUCAUAAGAGGGAACGACGCUGGUGGCUGUUUCAAAAAACGACCAGCAGAUUAGAGUGAAAUUGUCAAGGCUCGUACCAGUGCGUUUUUUCGUGGUCUCGUCCGGUGACAUCAGUGUGUGAACUUGGUCCCACCAGAGGGAACCUCCAGUUUGAAAACCAACAGAAUUUUUCGUACGAGUGCGGUGAACCUCAAACCCACUUGCCUGCGUUCAACGUGACCGCAAUCUACCGAGAGUACUGCCGAACGGAGCAAGCCCUAGUUUCUACUGGAAAGCAGCAAAACUGUGAAUAAAUCGAUGCGGUUUUCUCUGGUCUAGGUCGCCGCUGCAAGUGCCACUCUCGUCGUCCUGGUAUGGGGCAUGUUGGCAAAUUGGAAUAAUAAUCGGUUUUACAAGCCCGGCACGGUGUGCAUACUUUGUGGUACCGGGUCCAGGAAGAGCGACUUGGCACAUGCGAGGAACAAUCUGGUGUAGGUCGUGGACCAUCCGUCGAACAGUGAAACGCCCGAAAUCGUAUUAUUAAUUUCACAGGUGUUGAUUGAACGCACGGCGUUGUUCGGACGUUUUCGAAAGCGAGGGCGUUGAUAUCCCAUUAGAGGCGAGCUAAUUAAGUGCAAUCGAGUGAAGUGAACAGUCUACCGGAAGAGGGGGAGAGACGCUCCGAGAGUAGAACAAUAAAAACCCAUUCGCGUGUGUAGCUCAUAUGGCCCUAGGCCGAACGGUCGUCAUUGUGUAUGUGCGAGUGCAAUAGUGCGGUUCGGUUAAUUCAAUUGGGUAAUUAUUAGCCCUAGUGCGGAAGCGCGUUUCUACAAAAGGGGUUCCAGCCGAGCAACAACAGUUCCGGUGAAACGAGCAUUUUAGCAGAGCGCAGCAGUUUGUGUGUUUUGGGCCAUCACCCCAUUUUCAACGCCUUCAUGGCCGUCACCAUCGUCGUCGUCCUAGCUGACACAUCAUGCGGCUGAGCUAAGCUGAAUUAGACUUGCGGUGUUUUGUGGUGCCUGUUCGUGACACAAUUCUAGCACCUUAGGUACCUACCAACUGGCAGGCAGCAUCCAUCCCUCCCCAUCAGAAUGACAUUGUCUCCUGGGUAGGAUCAUUCUUCCUGAGGAAUGGCAUCACGAGAGAGGGCAAAAAAUACGUCACCUCACCGAUGUUACAACACAUCCACAAGAAAAGACAUUCCAGCUGCUGCUGCUGCUACAGCUGCGAGGAAAAUAGCAGGAUCCGCAUAGUUACCAGAGGUGUGUACGAGCGUAUGUGCCACAUUCCUGAACGGAGCCAUUUCACCUGUAAGCCGUCAGACUAAACAAGACGACUGGAGCAAAAGUAUGAAUUAUUAUGAUAUGAGGAAAUAUUAAUAGCUCCACCGGUGGUGGUCGUCAAGAAGCACAUUAAUCCUUCGGCUUGCCUGGUCGCUCCGGUAUGACGACAACUGUGUGAAUCUCGGUGUUCUAGUCUUAGGAGCAGAGUAUCAUAGCUAGCUGCUCGGCCAGUGUCAGUGGUACAAGAGAUAUCAAGAAUUCAAAAGCAGCGUUCCGUGAAAAGGUGGAAAAAGGAUAUUAAAGCUCACCCGAACCGUGAGCUUUCCGUAACCAUUCCGUCGGAUCUGGGCCAUCGGGAAAAGAUUCACCAGUAGCGGCACCGUCCGACGGAGGAAAAGCGAAAACGGCGGCUAUGGAAGAAAAUUUAAAUUACCUAACACCGUGUAAUGAUAAGUGAUUAUUAAGUGAGAGAUCUUAGAUAAAGCAGUUUUUUGUGAGCUUCGUGCUGGCUUUGGCCACGGGAUCUUCCUCAUCGUUCGCGCCUAGUUGAGGUGAAAGAGCAGAAAGGCGACCGAGUUGGGCAGAGCAGAAGCGAAGCGCGCGGAUGAUAAAGGAAAAUAAAUUGCUUUUCGCGCUGGGCAUACUUCCGAAUACACAUAUACAUGUACUUACACAUCUGGUAAACUAGCUGCUCGGUGGUUGUUGUUGGCGUUGAAGCAGGAAGAAAAACGGAAAAUCGUCGGUUGUUCUGUGCAGCUGAUGGUGCCUACUCUCGCCUUCCACCCGAACAGUGUGAAAAAGGAUAUCUGUGGUUGGCAGGCAGGAGCCAGGAAAAUAGAAGAAAGAGCCCUUGCAAUCAUCGGGAGCGGACCAGCUGAAGAAACGGGAAAUAAAUUAAAAAUCAUAUUCACUGAUAAAUUACCUUUCGCCAAGUGUUGGAAGUUACUGGGAACCGCAGGGAACCGACUGAGUGGAUGCGCAUCAGUAAAUAAGUCGGGAAAGAGUGAAUAAAUUCCAUAUCCAUUUGUACGAACGGAAGUGACGAUAAGGACCGUUGUGGGCCUAUAGUGGAGUACCCGAGAAGAACAACCUAUAGUCGUUCGUUGGACGGAGUUGGAAAAAGGAUUACUCACGUUCACAAGACCUUCGCACAACAUUUGAUAACGAACAAAAUCGAAGAAACCCAGAGCUGUCAGCAUAGUUCAACGUGUGUCGUACCGCAAAUCUAGGUGAAAGUGGCUCUGUCGAGAUUAAUCCUUUCCUCCGAGUCAACCUGCCGUAACUGACGAUGACCAACGUCGCAAUCGUUGGACGACUCCCAAACAUCUCAAACCACAUUCUACGAAACAACUGCCUCUGCAUAUUCCACCGCUACUGCCGUAUUGUCAUCGUUUUUAAUUAAAGUCUCUGACAUCGUGCCCAGAAAAAAAAACAAACGCAUCACCACCACCUCCGUCAUCGCCAUCGACCGGUCUUGGUUCGUUUACAAAUCACGCAGAAUGACGACAAGAUUACGGCCGGCGGCAGCCAGCUGUCGGAUUAUCAUCUACUCCACCACGCUGAUCCUACUGGUGUUUCUUCGGCAAGUGUACUCUUUCUGUCCGUCGGUAUGCACGUGCGAGGUGCACCCGAAGGCCCGCACGUGGUGCAUCGGAGUCGGCCUGGACGUGGUCCCGAUCCAGCUCAAUCCGGAUGUUCGCUACAUCAAUCUGACGGCCAACCGGAUUACCAAUGUUCACUUCACACUGAGCUUCUAUCACAAGCUGGAGGUGCUGGAUAUCUCGUUCAACAAGAUUGAAGGUCUUGGGUCGAAAAACUUUGACGUUCAGCAUGACCUCCGGAUGUUGAAUAUGAGCGAUAACGCAAUUGUAGAUAUCCCUAAAGAUGCAUUUAAAGGACUAGACCGGUUGCAGAUAUUGAAACUCUGCAACAAUAGAAUAGAAACGAUUCACGCUUCGGCGUUUCAUGAUCUGCGCAAUCUGCUGGAGCUGGAUUUCUCAAACAACGCUAUCAUCUCGCUAGGCCACGGAACCCUGCGGCAUCUGUACUCGCUGGAGUGGCUUUCGUUCCAGAACAACCAAGUGCUGGAAGUACCCUACGACCAUAAUCUCGAGCACCUAUCGCGACUACAGUCCUUGGACCUGUCAGUCAACCUUAUAGAGUUCAUUGCCAACGACAGCUUCGUUAACCUUCGGGAAUUGCGGAUGCUGAAACUGGGCGGCAAUGUCCUUACCGAGCUGGACUACGGCGCUUUCCAUGGCUUGAAUGCCUUGCGAGCCCUGGACCUCGCGGACAAUAAUUUUACAAUCGUGCCAACACUGCAAUUAUCAAAACUGUGUAAUCUGACAUAUUUAUCGCUGAGCGGCAACAAUUUCGACACACUGCCCGCGGUGGCGUUUCUGAAUCUGUUCCAACUGAGGCAGCUGAACCUGGACCGGCUGGACCGUCUCGAGCGGAUAGAUGUUCGCGCCUUGGUGGACAACACCAACCUGCACACGGUGACACUGGACGACAAUCCAUCAUUCAGCAGUCUGCCACUGCGGCUGUGGCACGGUAACCCUCACCUGGUAGAAAUCUCCAUGCGCCGCAACGCGCUGGUCCGUCUGGAUGCGGUUCAGUUCCCUCUGGACCGACUUCACCGGCUACGGCUCGCCGGCAACCCACUGGUGUGCAACUGUUCGCUGCUGUGGCUGUGGCGACUGGUGGCCGAGAGUGACCCCGAUGAUGAAUUCCUGCUAACUUCCGCCGCCCUGACCAGUGCCGGAUUUGCAAGCCCGGGUGGCGAAGAGGAGGGAUCGGCACACCCGUUGGCAAUUGAUAGAGACGAAUUGGGCUGUGACUUGUACGAAGAUGGGCGGAAGAUUCGCCGGACACUGAGAACCAUGACCGAAUCGGACUUGAACUGUCCAACCCACGUGCUGACUGUGAUCAGUGCAGUAUUCAGUAUCUUGUUGGUGUUGGCCACGGCCGCCAGCGUUCUGUAUUUCUUCCGCCUGUCGAAGCGGCGGAAAAAGCUGCUGCCAGAGCAUAAGAAUGCAGAUUUGAUUGUGCCACAAAAAGUAGAUAAGUUAGAACUAGAGCGAUAUCUGGCCCAGCAGAGCGCGGCCAGUGAGUACCGGCCGCUUCGGGGUGGCCCCUGGGAGGUAACGCCAAUGCUGAGGGACGUCGAUCAGUAUCAGCACCAAUAUGGAAAUCCGAUCCACGAACCGGAUCACUACGAGAGCUUCGAGUACUACGAUUAUCAGGGUCAAAAACAGUUCAACUCGUACCACCAGAAGCCUCAGCAGCAGCACCAGCAACCGAAGCGUACCCUUUCGAGGCCGCAUAUAGUCUACGUAUGACUCUAGACCGGCCGCAGGAUCCGUAGCAUAAGUAGCGGCAGUAGCAGUAAGAAGAAUGUUAACAGUAAUAGCUUACGACCGCUGCUCGUUGAUAGCGCUGUUUGAAGUUAUAGGAUGAUUUGGUUUGAAUUGCUGGACAUUGAUCCACUUGGCGACGUUACGUAAAGAAGGUAUCUAAUGCUUUUUGGAAUUAUAUUUCGUGUAAGAUAAGUAUAGCUGUAAAAAAUAACUGAACUGUAGAUAGAACGAAACGUAUAUUGACACUGAAAAAACAUAGGUACUUAAGAAGCCAUUGAAUAAAAAAUCAGAAUAAAGAUCACAUUAAUUCCUCAAUUUCAAAAUUUUUUACACACAAUCUUUCAAAACACUUUUGUGUUGAAAUAGUAUGUUUCCAACAUUCUGUUAUCAUGCUGAAUAAAAUAUCUCUUUGAAGUUUUUGAACUGAUAGCUUUAUUUGCAAAUGGGUCAGGUGGGAAAAGAAAUAAUUUUUGUAUGUACUUACUUACUUUACUUUCAGUCCUGGGCACCCACGGUGGUGCAGAGGGCCGAAUUGAAAGAUUUCCAUCCUGAGCGAUUGCCCGUCAUCGCCUUGACCUGUGGCCAGGUUAAAUUUCUGUCGACUUACUUGAUUUCGUUAUUGAGGCUGCGCCGCCAUGAGCCUUUGGGUCUGCCUCUGCUGCGAUGUCCUGCUGGGUUCCAGUUAGUUUCAUAUGCUUCGUGCCUUUUAGGUAGCGAAGAUUUUGCUUCACCACAGUGCAAUGAGGUUUUCCUGGUACGUUGCAAAAAAAGCUGUCGGUAUUGACAGCAAAGCUAAUGGCCGAGUUCAUUGUGUCAAAUAUUGUAGACCACCAACCAGCUCCCAGAAGGGAACCUUCUUCAUCUAUUGCCGCUGCUCAGCUGACUUUGGGCUCAUUUCCUUUGUUAGCUUCUGUCCCGGGUCCGCUGGUGUGGUAACAGUGUUGCAGCUAGUUGCUCCAAAUUGUUCCAGAAGAUCUUGGAUGUACUGCUCUUGAUCCAAACUAAGUACGCCGUCCUCGGUGGAUACACGAGUUCUGAGAACUUUGUUGGCCUGUCCCAAAUCCUUCAUCCUGAACUUCUUCGUCAGUUGUUUCUUCAAAUUCUCCUCCCAACGCUCGUUGUUCGAAAAGAUGAGAUCGUCCACAUAAAUUGCUACUAUCAGGACACUCGUAGAAGUAUCUGACUGAAGUAGACGCAGACGCAGGUGUCCUGUCGUGCUUGGACUGCUUCAAUCCAAUUCGUUUUAGCUCGGCAUUUAGCUUCAAAUUCACGAUCCUGCUGGUCUGUUUGAGAUGGUACAAUGCCUUAUUUAUGUUACAGGCCUUGGUUGGUGCUUGCUGGUCCACGAAACCGUCUAGUUGCACCAUAAAUAUUUGCUCCUACUUUUGAUCGCCCUGCAAGAACACCGUCACGGCAUCCAUCUGCUGUAUCUUCAAAUUCAUUCUGGCCAGGGAAAUGGCGGUGGUAUAUCGGACUACGUGUGCGUUGGUCUCAUUGAAGUCUACUGGUCUUACUGAAAACCGUCUCUAGCAACGUACUUAGCACCACCAGAAUAGAAUUAAAUUGAGUUAAAAUACAGAAAAAUAUAAACAUUUAAGGACAAACGUCUUGAAAUCCCGCCUCAACAGUGGAUCUUCAGACGCACAAAUCUCAAUAAGCAAGUUUCAAACAAAUGUGUAUUUUUAUAUUCUGCUGUUGCUCAUUUGUAAUAAGCGUAAAAUAAAUAGAUCAGAUGCACUGGUUUUGUUUAUGAAGAGAUUUGUGCGCUCGAAAUAGUGAGUAGGUGCCAAAGUCGGCCAUUUUGGGAUUCUAACAAGUCUGUCCUUAAAAAACGAACACCUCCAGAAUGAAUGUAUGGGGAUUAUUGCACUCUAGGUUCGUUUUUGAAAACUGUGGAGGAUUUGUAGGUGCGGCACUCCAGCUCAUGAUAAAGUUUUGAUACUUGCAUGAGGGUACGCGCUCCCUCUCACUGCGCCUUACCAACUUGCGUGGCUCCUCUGUUUGUGGAGGGAGCGCAACAAGGUGAAACUGAUGUACGGGCUGUUGCUCUUCAAUCAUUUCAACUUCUCCCUCGUAAUCGGACUCACCGCUGUCUUCAUCGACGUCCUACACCUCGGAUGUUACACAAGUUUACAAAAUAAAACGAAAGUCGUGAACUUCUGUCAACAACCAAAAUUUUUGAAGCACAAUUUAGUGCUGAUUUCGAAACGGACCUUCAAAAAAUUUUAAGUAGAACAGUUUUUGAGUUUUAGCUCAAUAUUGAGUUUUGAAACUUUUCAAAAUAUGUAAUUUACUAAAAUUUAAAUAUAUUGCGUUUUGUUUAACCAAUUUUAAAUCUUUUUCCAUAAAUUAAAAGCUGAAUACAAUACCAUUCGACCAUCUGAAUAGGUUUUGCGUCAGAUUCAUGAAAUUCAAGAUUUUGGCGAGUUUUGGGGACGACCUUCUUAAAUUUUAGCAAAAUUCCUAAACUUUUUUGAAGAAAUAUAUUUUUUUCAAUAAGAAAAAACCAACUUAAAAAUUCUUUCUCGACGUUUAUUUGACAUAUCAUAUGUAGGCGUGUUCCAGUAAAAAUUUCAGCUCAAUCGAAGCAUUGAUUACGGAGAAUGAGAUGUUUGAAGUGAGCGACUUUGCUUAAGGCCGGACGGGACGGUGGUUGAAUCGUCCGCCAUUGCUCUCUUGCUAGUAAGAUGCAAAUCUCAACUUCUACUUCAUAUUAUUGACUAGAAAUUUGAUCGUUCAUUUGCUCACUUGUGGUGCACAAUCGACUAAAGUUUCAGCUACGUCAGUGCAGUGGAAAUUGAUAUUUGCUUCUUCAAAGUCGCGAGGCAAAUUGUUAGAAAGAGAGGGAAGAUAGGAAAAAUUACACGUCGUCCCGUGCGGCCUUAAAAAUAGAACAAAAAUCGAUUUCAAAUCAUCAACCUUGUAUGGAAAGUCGAAAAAAAAAUUCCGCUCUACUGUAAUUUUUUUCUUUUGCGUUUUCGAACUCAGGGCAUGAUCCUACACCAAAAACGAUCAUCAGCUUACCGAGUUCAAAAAUGCUGUAAACUAGUGUUAUCACGUCCCUCAGCUCUCAAGCUAGAUCUUUCUCGAUUGGCUGCACGAUCAACUCAUAUGGAUUAUCUUCUGAAGCUUCUUCUUCUGGCUUCCGGUUGAUUGCAUUUUCGUUCAGGAAUAUGACAUCUCUGCCAACGAGAACGUGCUUCACUCUAAAACUGUACAAUCGAUACCCGAGCAGUAGAAAAUAACAACAGCAUAAUAAAAUAUGUUUUUUUUCGGCAAAAUAACUGAGUAAUAAAAUCAGUUAUUUUAAUGUUAUUAGCAUAACAUUCUAUGUUAUAAACUUGUCUGUCAUAAGCGGCAAAAUAACAAAUUUCAUAACAAAAAAAUGUUCCUGGUAUACCAAUUCAAUAACAUGUUUUGUUAGUUAUAAUAACAAUUUAAUAACAGUAAAUUUUUAGAAUAUUUCAAUAACAAAUUUUGAUAUUCAAAAGUUAUUACCAAAAGCAAAAAUAGUUAUUACAUCAAACUGAUAACAUGAUUUACGCAGUAUUUCCAACAAAAAAUAUACUAAUAUGAAGACACAAUAAUUUUCAAUGCUGUUGUGAAUGUUGCUUAUUCCUUUUUUGAUACAGUCCUUAGUCUUUAUUUCGAAACUUGUUAUUGUUGUGCUAUUUAUGUACACUCUCAAUAGCACAAUUAUAACCAAACUUGUUCUAUAACAAAACAUAUUAUUGAAAUGUCAUUUAAUGGAUGUAUAUCAAUAGCUUAAUCAUAACAAAAUAAGAUUGCCCAACAAAACAUGUUAUUGCAAAGUAAUACCUUGGUAACUCAAUAAUAACACAACAAGAUAUAAUAACAGGCUAUGUGAUUUUGUAGUUAUCAAUUUGAUAUUCUCCUCUGCUCGGGUAUGUUUUCGAACUGCUGCUAUAGCCAGGGAAGGAAGCCGAAAGGCUCAGACUUUGCAUCUCACUUCUUUCCUUCUCUCCUUUGGUACGUAAACAUUACCGUGGAUCCAGCGUAGGACACGCGUAGGAGAGCUAGAUCUGGUCUUCGUAAGGGAAAUGCUUCGUCAAAUGUCAACUGCAAUCCCUUAGUUGGCAAUUAGAUGAUCACAUACGAUGUAGUUGCAACUGCUUCGGCCCCAUAACGCUUUUCCAGAUUCGAAUUACACAGCAUACUCCUCGUCUUUUCAACAAUCGUUCGGCUCGUCUCAUGGUGAAUACCGGACCGACGAAGAAACAACUUCAUUUUAUGAUUUACAUAUUAUUUCCCACUGGUCUGACCUUAACCGCUUGAUUUUCUCACUUGUCUUGUUCUCAGCGAAGCUUUUGAAAUCUUGAUAGAAGCGUUUUCUGUUUCUGUUUUUGAUUUUGGGGAAUAUACAAACGGCUACCGGCGCAAGCAGGAACGUUAGAAAAUAGCGAUUUCCUCCAGCGUUCUAGUUCUAGUUUGGACUUUCUCAGGAGUGUUGCAUCACCUUGUUUCGUAUCGCUUGAAACUUUCACAUCUUGUAGGAACUUCGCUUUGGCGAUGUCUGCGGUCCUGGAUGACCCCAGGUCGAGGAUCAUCGGAUAUUAUUGUUUCGGCAUGUCUUUCAUUAGCAAACAGGCAAUGCAAGCGUCAUCAACCUUGAAUCCGACUUUUUUUUAUUCUUCAAUCACUUAACCUAAUUUACAGCUCUAUUGUCCACUAGGGCACUGCGUGAGCGAUUCCAAUUAGAAGCUGUGCAUACACUUUGUACAGCGCCUAAAUGUAUUCUAUUUUAAUUGUACUACAUAUAUCGAACUGGUUCCCGUUGGGCUGCUUUCACUUUCUACCCUAUUCGCAGCUGUGAAACAAAAACCGAGAUUUUCGGGACAAACAAGACCGAGGAAUCCAAAAUUUACAAGAAGGAGUGCCUGAAAAACUGUGUUCUAUCGUUCAUUAUUGCUCACAAUGGACCUAUUAAAUAUUGGCCUAUUUUGACAAGCUGCCACUAAAGUGGAGAAUCGCUACAGUGGUAUUGAGGCAACGGGGUGAUUUUCAUGAAAAAGGAUAUCAAUUUUCCAAAUUGCCCUCACUUCCUUCCAACAGAGAAAUUUUGGGCAAAUGUCAAGUAAAAAUUGAAGAAGACUGAAGAACAGUGGGGGAUUUUUUUUAUUAUUGAACAAAUUGGGCCGAAGGGUCUUAGAUUCUUAUGUAACUUUUUCCACAGGCAGAACUCAUGAAUAUAUGGACAAAAAAAUGAGAAAAUUCAGGGUCGCCUCCGGGAUAAAUCCCGGAAAACUCAGGUGGAAAUUGCUUGUUUUCCUCUGACACUACUUACUUUGAAAAAUCAUAACUCAAGAACGAAGCAUCGUAGAUACAAAGUUUUCUAAUGAAAAUUAAGGCAAAUUUCUCAGAAAUCCAAAAAUCAUAACUUAAGAACGAAGCAUUGUAGAUUCAUUUUUUUUUAAUAAAAAUGAAAAAAAUAUGAACUGGAAAAAGUUUUCCACAAAAUUUUCCUCAGUUAGGAAAAUUCGUGAAGAAAAGCCGGAAAAACUAUGCCCGAACUUGUGAAAAAUUUUCAAAAAAAAAUUUUAUGAGAAGGUUAUUUUAUAAGCUUCAAUCGCUGAAACUUUUGGAAUGCACUUUUUUUUGUUGUUGAGUUAUGGCCAAUUUUGUUCAAAAAUGUCCAAAUGUGCCAUAUAAGCCUUUUCUUUGAAAAAUCAUAACUCAAGAACAAAGCAUCGUAGAAACAAAGUUGUUUAAUAAAAAUGAAAGCAAAUUUUCUCAGGAUUCCGAAAAAAAAUAUUUACUGAAAAAGUUUUCCACAAAUUUUUUCACGGUUCUGAAAAUUCAUAAAGAAAAGCCGGAAAAACUAUGCCCGAAUUGUGGAAAAUUUAAAAAAAAAUAUUUUUGAGAAGGUGAUUUGCUGAAAUUUUUGGAAUAGACUUUUUUUCUUUCCUGAGUUAUGGCCAAUUUUGUGAAAAAUGACCAUGUAAGCAACCCUGGAACACAAACUCUUUCGUAGCUGUGGCCAGAUGGGCACCUUCUCGUAGGCACUGCUGGAGGUAUUUGUGUUAAAGUUAUAGAAAAAACGUCCUCAACUCUUCCGCACAGGAAUUUAUAAAACGACAUCUCAAAGAAGCAGCUGGAUGUGGGAGCAUUUGGUUAGGGGGUCAUAUUCUGGGCAUUGGACGCUAUAUUUCACUCAAUUUCAUACCAUAAACCUAUUUUUUUGUACGCUGUGAGAUACGUACAGUGUCUAACCGUGUACAAAAACUCAAAUCAGUUGGUAUAAAAUUAACUACAGUAUCGGACAAUAAAAAUGCACCACAGCCGUUUUCCCGUACAAACUAGUCAAAUUUAGAUUGCCAUAUCUCAGUUACUUCUCAACCGAUUUUUUUUAUUUUUCUGUGACGAACUACAAAACAUUUCAAUUUCCAGAAACUAUUGAAAAAGUUCAGUGAUAACUAUUGUAAUAAAAGUUACAGAUACACGGUCAGGAAAUUCACUCAUUUUGGAGCUAAAGUGGGACAACUCAAAAUUGAGUAAAUUUUUUUUCCAGCGAUAGCGCUGGCCCAAGUGCGAAAAUCUCAUCAGUUUAAGCUGUAUAAUAUUCUUGCUGAUGUGAAGAAUAUUAUACGGCUUAAACUGUUUGGAUGUUUGCACUUGAGCCAGCGCUAUCGCUGGAAAUGCAAUUUACUCAUUUUUUGAGCUGUCCCAGUUUAGCUCAGUUUUGUGUGAAUCUUACUCAUUUUAGAGUAACAUUUUCUUAGCGUGUAGGUUGAAUUUUGACAAUAAAAAUGCACCAAGACAAAAAAUGUAAUAGCAAAAAAUGGUUACGUCAUAUCAUUAUGGUGUCUUCGGCAAAUAUGUUUCUUGUGUGAUGACGAAUAAGUUUGCUGAACAGAUCAACAUGAUUUGACUUCAACAUUUUUUGCUAUACAAUUUUUUGUGUUGGUGCAUAUUUAUUGUCAAAAUUCAACCUAUCUGUAACUUUUGUAACAACAGUUAUCACUGAACUUUUUCAAUAGUUUUUGAAAAUUGGAAUGUUUUGUAGUUCGUCACAGAAAAAUGAAAACAAUCGGUUGAGAAAUAUCUAAGAUAUGGCAAUCUAAAGUCGACUAGUUUGUACGGGAAAACGGCUUUGGUGCAUUUUUAUUGUCCGAUACUGUAAGUCACAGUGGAAUGUGUUCAAAAUAAGAUCCUUUACCGAAACGGUUCCCCAUUAGCGUGGAAUACAAAAAGGCAUUUUACUCCUGUACACUUUUUGAGUUCCAUUUUGGCCCCAUAUCAACUGUGCAAAGUUUAAGCUCGAUCGGAGAAACUAUAUUGUAGCGCCAGCCAUUUUUAGUUUUCAUACGCUUUACUAUGGGGAAAUCGCUUUUUCAAAAAAAAAAAUCACCACAGGUUGCCCCUUAACCCCUGAAAAUUAUGAUGUGUUUUUUUGGCACUUGCUGCUUUUAUAUAGGAGAUUUGCCCAUCUUUAAUUGAGGGGCACAGAUGCAAAGGGGGUAAGUGAUUAUUUUGAUGAUUUUGAGCAGAACAUAUAAAAAAAAUCUUUAGAUUUCAAGCUUUUAGGAACUUUUUAAGAUUAUUUUUGCGAUGAUUAUAAAAAUUACAAGAAUUUGGAGUAAAUUGAUUUGAUAUUAAAAUUCCAUACAUUUUGUAUAGGAUGAAAAAUUGGUGAAAAACUUUAAACUUCAUUUUUUGAAAGUGGGUUUUUAUCACUAAGGGGCUUCUAACCCCCUCAAUUAACCCUCUAAUACCCAAUCCCGUCUUUAGACAAGGUAUAGUUUGAGCAUUUUUGUAAUUUUUGUGUCGUGGAACAUCAUUUUUUUUAUAUUUUUGGCAAAUAUUUAAGACUGUUCUGUAUAUCUCAAAAUGGUUUUUGGUGUAUUUUAAAGCGUAUUUACAUUUUUUUUAAAUCAUUGAAAAAAUGAUGUUUAAGUCACCUUUUAGAAGUCAUUGUUUAUUUUGUAUUGAAUCGCUACAAUUAGCAUAUUUAAAUUUUUCUCAAAUCAUACUAUCCUUGUUUAAUAGUUUAAGGGAAUCGAAUACACUCUAAAAUUAUUUUCCAUAAAAUUACACGGAAAAUAAAAUUUUCAGUGAAAGAAAUUUAAUAUAAUAAUAUUUCAACAAUAAUCAUAAAAUCUCAAAAUAUUUUCAUCUAAAAAAAUCCGUACCACAAAUAGGCUUCCAGGAAAAAUAUAAAAGUGUGGGGAUGUUCAAAAAUAAAAAUUAGAAAAAUCAAAAACUGAAAUUCACAAAAUCGAGAAUUAAAAAGAAUCAUCGUCCAAAACAUGUUUAAAUCGAUUUUAGAUGACGAAAAAUGACGAAAAAUUUGGGUAUUACAGGGUUAAUAGACUCUUCUUUCUAGUUACAACGUUGCGUAUUUGAUUGGGUGCCAAGCUAUUAAUUCUAUCUGAUAUUUUUCCUUCUUUUAAAAAUGUGCUGUUCUUUCAAGUUAGACUGUUACAGAGUUGUUUUAUUGCCAAACUGUCAAUUCUACUUUAAAAGAUUUUCCCUUCUUCUAGCAACAGGCUGUUCUUUCGUGGUCUGUUUUUCGAUCGCUUUUAUUUCGAUCUAGCUUAAUGACCGUUUGGCUUAGUAAUAAUUUGGCCAAAUGUAUUUUCGGCCUUAUGAGACACAUCAUUACCUCAGUUAUUUUUUUAACAGCUAUAUUUGAAGUGUAUUUGUGCAAAUCGUCCUUAAGCCGAAUGAGUCAUUAGCCAAAAAAUUGAAAUUGGCCUUGUUACUUACAACUUUCAAAGUUUAGUAUCAAAAAGGCAAAGAACAAAUGAGAGGAACAAUAACAGAUUAUAAAGUGAGUUGUACAGAGAAAUUGAAUACAGUGUACUCUUCUUUGAAAUAGACGAUCAAGUAUGGCUGCCUCAUUUCUAAACUUGGACGUUUUAGAUGUGUUGUCGAAAAACGAGCCAACUUUUUCAAUUCUUGUACUAGAUAUGCGCUAUUAGAUAUUAGGGUAAGUGUACCAAUUAUGGCUAUAGUACCAAUUAUUAGCCAUAGUUAAUUUUCACCCUUCAACGAAGUAAAUCAACAAGAAAAAUUUUGUGAACAACAGACCACGUUCACAAAAGAUAGUCGCACUCAUUUAAACUCCACAUUUUCCUCAAAUCAUGGUAGAAAUAAAUCAUUUCCCUUAAAAUUUCGGCUUCCUUGCACCCUUUUUCGCCAUAGUGUACCAGUUAUGGCUAACCCCAUAAGGAAUGCAUGCAAAUAGUGCGAAAAGGAACCGAAGUUAAGAAAUAUACCCAUAACUGGUAGUUUUGGCUCCGUUUCUAUAUUUUUCCUGUAAAGUAUGGAAACUAAGCUGUCUUGUAACUUACUUAUUGAUGACAUUCGUUGGUCUUCCCGUUAUUUUUGUAUGAAUAGCUUUCCUUAGGUAGUGCCAUAAUUGGUACACCCACCCUAUUACUUCCUUUUGUUUUAGGCUAUUCUUUUGAAUGGCAUCUUUUGGAAUUAUAGCUGCCCGAAUUGUCAUUGAAAUUUUUCCUUUUUUGAACAAUGGCUGUUCAUUCAAGCAGUAGUAAUAAAACUGUCGGCAUCAUAACUGCAAAUAUUUUUAAAUAUUUUCUCGAAAAAGUAGAAAAAAAUGCUUAAAUUACUGCCUAAAUUCUUUAAUGAAUACCAACCAAAAUAAGUUAAUUACAUAUUGUGCAUUUCUUUAGAAAGCCAAAAUUUAAUGAGUGGGAAAAAUAUACAUAGUGAUAACAAUUUUCCGGGAAAUGGUUUUCCGGGGAAUAAGUCAUUCCGGAAAAUGGGUUUCCGGGAAAGUGGAGCGGACCUGGUGUGGUGGUUAGAACACGAGACUAUCACGCCGAGGACCUGGGAUCGAAUCCCACUCCCGACAUACUCACAAAAUGUGGGUUCUUCCUUCGGAAGGGAAGUAAAGCGUGGGUCCCGAGAUGAACUAGCCUAGGGUUAAAAAUCUCGUUAAUACAGAAAAAAAAAAAAAAAGGUUUCCGGGAAAUGGGUCAUUCAGGAAAAUGUUUUCCGGAAAAUGUCUUUCCGGGAAAUGUCAUGGAAUCGUUUCGAAUUUUCGUUACUAAACGAUUCAGUUAAUUAAAUUAUUUUCAAUUUCGUAAAUUCCAUGGUGUUUCUUGUAAAUAUCAACAUUUUUCACAUUACUAUAUCUCUACGGAUGACAUUACCUAUUUUCUUCUGUUAACCCUCCUGAAAUACUACCAGCUUCGUUCCACCAGCCAACAAAGAGCAAUAAAUGAAAAGAUAUGAGAAUAAUCCGCAAGAAAGUACUCUCCGAGGAAAUUCAACUAAAAAUGUCCCACAUCAGCCCCAUGAAACAGCCUGAACCACGAGAAAAAAAAUCUACGCAACACUAAAGAUGAAUCAUGGCAAACUUCUUGCUGUCGGCACCACACCCCCACGCGUGAAGGCAUAACCUCACCUUCGGAAGCAAUUUCUUUUAUUUCACUUUCGAUCCACCACCGCUGCCAAAGGCUGUCGGAGGAAACUGUCGGCUUUCUUCCGGACUCCCACCAUCCAAUUCCGCCCGCACGCGAUUUCCUUCCCUCACACUUCUUCUUCUUGCCAGAAGAAGAAAAAAAACCUUAUAGGCGCUACAUUAUUGCACUGUAUUAAGAUUAAUGUCGAAUUCGUUUAUUUGCACCGCCUGCACCGCUUUGCCACCGGGUGUAGCAAACUUGCACCGAAACCGUUCGUUUAUUCGCAGGUACUGUUCUGUUUUGACACUCGAUUGGCACCGGUGCAAGAAAAUGCUACACCCAGUUUGAGCACGGUGUAGCAGGUACGAAGCAAGUUUUACCAAUACAUGCAUAUCGCUGAACUUGUAUCGUGGUUUUGUUUUGGUAGGAAUGAUGAUUUUCUCUUCGGCAUUAGGUAAACGGUUUUCUUGGAUAUUCAUUUAACAGCAAAUCUGUACGUUUAAAAAUUAUUUAAACUUGAUCGAUGAUUAUCACGUCUUUCAAUCAACUUGUGAUGAAUCUUCAAAAUUUAUCGGUAACAUGAAAUUUCAAAGAGUUGAUUCAACGUAUAUUUUCCCAUUACUAUUUUUUUUUGAUUAUCGCAAAUAUGUGGAUUACUUUUAAUGAUUUUAAUCAUUAGAAUUUUCUGUCGCAUGGUGAUCUAUUAAUUAUGAAAAAAAUGACGUAAUAAAGUUUUGAUAAGCCCAGAAUUGAAUAAAAAUCUAUUCAUUCAAAUUGGACUGAAAUAUUACUGAAGUAACAUUUUGUAGGUACAAACAGUUUCAAAAAAUUCUAUUUUUCUUUUCUUACAGCAAAUAUUGAAUUUUUGAAUUAUUACAUUGAAUGUCACUAAAGGAUGGUUAAAGCGUUUUUAAUAUGAGUUGCGUUUCAAUAACGUUAACGUUCUAAAAAGCAUUUAUUUAUUUUUAUGUUCUAGCUAAACAUUUGCUAUUGAACUGCCUUUAACAUUUUUUGUGUUAAAUUUGUGCACGUAGAUCGUUUAUAAUUGUAUGUUAGCAUCCUUUUUUAUUAGGCAACGGAAAUUGUUUAAUUCUAAAAAGUUGCUUUUAAUUGAAAAAAUUAUGAUAUUACGAGAAUAUGAAGAAGAUAAAUAAUGUAGGAGUGUUAAAACAUUAGAUAACAAUUUUCAAGUAUCAUUUAUUAUUACAAGUUUAUGAUGUACAAGUGGAUUACUGAAAACGUUUAAAAUUGUUAAAUUGGAUAUCGAAAGUAAAAAAUAAAAAUAAAUAAAAAUAAUUUUGUUCAUCACGGAAAUCAUGAAAACAUUGAUUAUGUUUAUUUUUGAUAUCCUUUAUUGUUUUCAUUGACGCUCUCACGCGCCCUUACUAAUACCAUCAUAAGCUGUCAACAAAUUGCACCGAAACCGUUCGUUUUUCCGGUGUCAAUUGCUACACCGGUGCAGUGCACCGUCGGGAAUAAACGAAUUCGACAUAAGAAUGGCAAAAAAGCAGCAAAUUUCCGCCUUUCUUUGUCGAGAGUUCAUUGCUUUUGAGGCGGCGCGGCGCGUGAGCAGGGAUUUCCUUCGCGUUAGAUGUCGAGAAUUACUGUUUUUUACAGGGAACAUCCAUCUUUGGUUGGUGGUGGCAGGGGGGAAGAAAUGAAAAAUCCGACGGCCUUUAUCCGGGGUUAUCUUUCCCUAUGCGGUUGGAUUGUUUGCUUAUCUAUGCGCAUUACUGUCAUUAUUAUUAUUUCUGGUCUUGACGUGGUAUAUUCAAUAAACGUCUGAAAUAAUUUGCAGCGUGAUGAGGGUUUGGCCAGACUGAAUAAUUCAACAAGAUGAACAAAUCAACUUAAUCAACUUCAUUCACAAGAGUUUAUGAUGCAGAUCUUUACACCAAUUUGAAAAUACUUUUUACUUAAAUACUCAUUAAUCAGAAAUGGAUGACUUUUAUGAGUUUUGAUAAACAUUUUUACCCCAUGUAUAUUUCUGAAAAUAUUGUAUAUUUGUUGCAUAUUAUAUAGUGUGUAAAUUGAUUAAAUGUUUAGAUUAAGAGCUAAGAGAAACAAAACAAUAAUCAAAAUACAGUAAUUUUUAUAGUAAAUCACUUCUUGUACUAAAAUGCUAUGUGGUAUGUCGCUAGAGUCAGUUUAAACCAAAAAAAAAACAUACAAAAAUAUAUACUGUACAAUUGUGAGCUAUCGUAUACAUAACUUAGAAGUGUGCUUUUACCCCUUUUGUAUGAAGCAAAGACAAAACAAAAUGAUUAAAUCACGCGAAAAAAAACUAAAUUUUAUUUCAAAAACAUUCCGGAAGGAAUCAACAAGAAACAAGCAAUAAUGUUUAGAAGAAACUAUCUAGGAACAACUUUAAGUCGUGAACUGCGUAAAAAAACAGAGGAUAAACCUGAAAGUCAAAGUAUUUGAACAAAAAUACACUUCAAAGUGAGAAGACACAGCUGGAUGUAAUGGAAUUGUGGCGAACAGGGCAGGUUUACAGUUGGUAAGAUAUAAUUCAGAAAACACAGGAAUUUCAAGUAGAUGAAGAGAGUAGGUAACGAGAUGGAAGCGAAAAUUUAGCUAAAUGAAUAUUUUGAUAUGAAAAUGCGAUGAAUAAAAACGUUAAUAAAACUUA
Aedes albopictus (Asian tiger mosquito) is the source of this 19339-nucleotide messenger RNA. Its product is annotated as leucine-rich repeat neuronal protein 3-like. The transcript is spliced from 7 exons. Lineage: Eukaryota; Metazoa; Arthropoda; Insecta; Diptera; Culicidae. The coding region runs from base 4457 to 6298 and encodes 613 amino acids. Gene Ontology annotation, molecular function: protein binding. Gene Ontology annotation, cellular component: plasma membrane. The record is from RefSeq and is a predicted model, not a curated record.